This is a messenger RNA of Aphanomyces astaci, 898 nucleotides long. RefSeq lists its product as hypothetical. The coding region runs from base 97 to 519 and encodes 140 amino acids. The record is from RefSeq and is a predicted model, not a curated record. Lineage: Eukaryota; Oomycota; Saprolegniomycetes; Saprolegniales; Verrucalvaceae. The transcript has a single exon.
UUUGCCGUGAAGUUUGCCGACGAUAGCUUGCGUUGUUUCGUCAGCUUGAGAUAGCGAUUGAAGUCGCGGCGCCGUGCGAACGAGGGUGACGGCAGCAUGUGCUUCCUAGAUUCCUCGAUUAUUCAGAGAAUAGACGCCUGUCGUCGCGCAAUGGACCAAGCCAACCCGCGAGCUUUAGCCAUUCCUGUAGUCUACUACCCGGUACUGUAUGAGCGAAGGUAUAAACUGCAUUUCACAAUUGAGGCAACAGUUCUGCCAAGUCGGGUGAACGUGGCGACCCUGAUGCCGGCUACAUCAGCAUGUUUUGGCUCAGUGAGCUACAUUUGCAAGGUCAGCUACAUCAGGUAUGGAAAUCAGCAGGCGAAUCCGGGUACGCGACAGACUCGCCAUCACAUUGCACCCCCUCAUCCUUCUACACGGGGGUCAAUCAGGUUGGAGCGUACCAGUAUGCCGAUCGAAACUCGUCGUGUCGCCGGUUGCGGCCGAGUGUGCAGCCUCCAACGUUUAGUACUCCACUAACCCUUGGACGUCUAGCAUGUUGGCCAUCACGUGGACGUCUAUCGCUUUAUCGAUGGAUGCCCAAUUGGAUCUCUCUUCGACGUCAUGGCGCAGAGUGGGAAUAGAUGGACGAAUGUAGUUGCGAGAACCUAGUAGUUUGUACAGUAGAGCCGUGACCGGCUCAGUGGGGCGACAUGCAAGAGGGAUUGGUUAGCAUUCAACGUAUCCACGUCAGCGCGACAGGGGCAGUUCAUUCUGUUCCGCGCGAUUGUGGUCGUCAAACUGCCACGUAGUAUGAUCGCUGAUGCGAAAGUGCAUUUCGGUGAAUUUCCCUUCGCAGAAUGAUGGUACUGCAGAAUGACGGCACUAUGGUCUACUUUAAAUACAAACGUCAAGUGAA